This is a messenger RNA of Thalassophryne amazonica, 1114 nucleotides long. Its product is annotated as tryptase-2-like. Gene Ontology annotation, biological process: proteolysis. Lineage: Eukaryota; Metazoa; Chordata; Actinopteri; Batrachoidiformes; Batrachoididae. Gene Ontology annotation, molecular function: serine-type endopeptidase activity. The record is from RefSeq and is a predicted model, not a curated record.
AGCAUCAUAAAGUGCAAUACUGAAUGUGAUUUAUAAUUUCAUCUAAGUGUGAACCCUUGAAAUUAAAGACAUUAAGUGAACAUACUUGUUAAUUUGCACAUCAGUUGAGGGGAAAUGGAAGCAUGAUGUGCUGAUUAGAAGUCCAUCUGUCUAUAUAAAGCUUGAGCUGGUGUCUGAAGACUUCAGUUGGCGAUGGCUUCUUCCAAACUGCUCACUGUGUUCUUACUGGUCUUCAACAUUGAAGGUUUGUUUGGUGAUGGUGUGAAGACCUCCAUCAUUGGAGGAAAUGAUGCAAAACAAGGGGACUGGCCGUGGAUGGUUUACAUCUUGGCUACCGACGGGAAGAAGGAGUGGAGCUGUGGCGGCUCGAUCGUCAGCAACCGGUGGGUGCUGACUGCAGCAAGCUGCUUCGAUGAACAGCUGAAUGUGAACGUGCAUCGCUCAAUGGUAUGGGUCGGCGCGCACAGCCUGCUGAAGGGGGGUGUGCGUUACAUGGGUAUAACUUAUGUGAUCCAACACCCUCAGUACCAACGUCACGCGGGCGGCUAUGUCAACAACAUUGCCCUGUUGAGACUGAAAAAAAUUGACCUUUCAAACCUGGUCAAGGCCAUCAGUCUGCCCAACAGUCAUGACACCUUCGAUUCCAAAUCGGAGUGCUGGAUCACCGGCUGGGGCAGUAUUAAGAAUGGUGUCCCACUGGGUGGUAAAAAAAUCCUUCAGGAACUGAAAAUUGCCAUCAUCUCGCAGAGCGACUGUAAGGCUGUGUAUCCGACGCUGACUGACAAUAUGCUGUGUGCAGGAGACAUGAAUGGAGGGAAAGACGCCUGCACUGGAGAUUAUGGUGGUCCACUGGUGUGUACCAGAUCUGGAAGGCUUGUGCAAGUGGGCAUCAUGAGUUAUGGGAGUCCUCGGUGCGGUCUCCCAAGAAGCCCUGGUGUCUACACCAAAGUAUCUGACUACCUGAACUUCAUCAAUAACUAUAUCCAGAGUGAUGUGGAAACUUCUGCUGAGGUUUAAAAUCCCCAUAUAUUCAACCUGCCCUUUGAGCUAAUGCUGCAACCUUGUUCAUUUUCAGUUACAUUGUUUGCAAUAAAGCUUCAUUGCAUUAUCUGUA